Messenger RNA from Pipistrellus nathusii (Nathusius's pipistrelle), 1971 nucleotides. The record is from the annotation of a GenBank genome assembly. Lineage: Eukaryota; Metazoa; Chordata; Mammalia; Chiroptera; Vespertilionidae.
AUGGCGGCGGCCGCGGCGCUCCCGGGCGCGGGCGGGCCUCCCGCGGGCGGCGGGGCCGGCGGCGGCGGCGCGGGCGGCGGGUCCCCGCCGGGCGGCUGGGCCGUGGCGCGCCUCGAGGGCCGCGAGUUCGAGUACCUGAUGAAGAAGCGCUCGGUGACCAUCGGCCGCAACUCGUCGCAGGGCUCGGUGGACGUGAGCAUGGGCCACUCGAGCUUCAUCUCCCGGCGCCACCUGGAGAUCUUCACGCCCCCGGGCGGCGGCCAUGGCGGGGCGGCCCCCGACUCCUCCACGCAGCCCGGGCCCGACGCCGGCGGCGACUUCUACCUGCGCUGCCUCGGCAAGAACGGCGUGUUCGUGGACGGCGUGUUCCAGAGGCGCGGGGCGCCGCCGCUGCAGCUGCCGCGCGUGUGCACGUUCAGGUUCCCGAGCACAAACAUCAAGAUCACAUUCACUGCGCUGUCCAGCGAGAAGAGGGAGAAGCAGGAGGCACCCGAGUCUCCUGUGAAGCCCGUGCAGGCCCACAUCUCGCCCCUGACCAUCAACAUUCCAGACUCCAUGGCCCACCUCAUCAGCCCCCUGCCCUCCCCUACGGGAACCAUCAGUGCUGCCAACUCCUGCCCGUCCAGCCCCCGGGGAGCAGGGUCCUCAGGGUACAAAAUGGGCCGAGUGAUCUCCUCUGACCUCCAUCUAAUGGCUGACAGCUCACAGCCAGAAAACGAAAAGGAAGCUUCGGGUGGAGACAGCCCAAAGGAUGAUUCAAAGCCACCUUAUUCCUACGCACAAUUAAUUGUACAAGCAAUUACAAUGGCUCCUGAUAAACAGCUCACCCUCAAUGGGAUUUACACGCACAUCACUAAAAACUACCCAUACUACCGGACUGCGGACAAGGGCUGGCAGAAUUCAAUUCGCCACAAUCUCUCUCUGAAUCGUUAUUUCAUCAAAGUACCACGUUCCCAGGAAGAACCAGGCAAAGGCUCAUUCUGGAGGAUAGAUCCUGCUUCUGAAAGCAAAUUAAUAGAGCAGGCUUUUAGGAAAAGACGGCCUAGGGGCGUGCCUUGCUUUAGAACCCCUCUGGGACCGCUCUCAUCUAGAAGUGCCCCCGCCUCUCCUAAUCACGCCGGAGUGCUGUCUGCUCACUCCAGCGGUGCCCAGACCCCCGAGAGCCUGUCGAGGGAAGGUUCGCCGGCCCCCCUGGAGCCCGAGCCUGGCGCCUCACAGCCCAAGCUGGCUGUCAUCCAGGAGGCACGGUUUGCCCAGAGUGCACCAGGCUCCCCGCUGUCUAGUCAGCCCGUGUUAAUCGCUGUGCAGCGGCAGCUGCCCCCGACCAUCAAGCCCGUCACCUACACUGUCGCUGCCCCUGUGACCACCUCGGCCUCCCAGCAGCCCGUGGUGCAGACGGUUCACGUUGUCCACCAGAUCCCAACUGUGUCCGUCACCAGUGUGGCCGGACUGGCCCCAGCGAACACGUACACUGUUGCCGGGCAGGCUGUGGUGGCACAGACAGCCAUGCUGGCCCCUCCUAAAGUGGAGCCACAGGAGAACGGAGACCACCGGGAAGUGAAAGUGAAAGUGGAACCUAUUCCUGCGCUGAGCCAGGCCACCCUGGGCACUGCCAGUCGGGUCAUCCAGACGGCACAGACCACCCCUGUCCAGACAGUCACCAUCGUGCCGCAGCCGCCACUAGGUCAGCACCAGCUUCCGAUAAAAACUGUAACGCAAAACGGGACUCACGUGGUGCCAAUCCCCGCAGCUGUGCACGGCCAGGUGAACAACGCAGCGGCGAGUCCUCUGCACAUGCUGGCGACACACGCCUCAGCAUCGGCCUCCCUGCCGACCAAGCGCCAGAACGGAGACCAAUCAGAGCAGCCGGAGCUGAAGCGGGUCAAGACUGAAGACGGCGAGAGCAUCGUCAUCGCCCUGAGUGUGGACACGCCUCCAGCGGCCACAAGGGAGAAGGGCAUCCAGAACUAG